Drosophila ficusphila is the source of this 957-nucleotide messenger RNA. RefSeq lists its product as uncharacterized. The transcript is spliced from 3 exons. The record is from RefSeq and is a predicted model, not a curated record. Gene Ontology annotation, molecular function: calcium ion binding. Bases 114 to 845 code for a protein of 243 amino acids. Lineage: Eukaryota; Metazoa; Arthropoda; Insecta; Diptera; Drosophilidae.
ACUAUUGGUAAAAUUCAAGUUCAAGUAAAAACAGUUAGAGUAGACGAAUUUUUUUAAACGCCGUGUAAUUUUUUAAUUUUUGGAACACAUAAAUUAUCUUAAAGUAACGUAAAAUGAAGGAUUUGGACGAAACCCUGGAUACGGUGGAAAAUGCGCGUUUUAAUUAUUUGUAUGCCAAAGCCAUAGCCAAGUUAAAAAAGGACUCGAUCUUCACCCACAACGAGCUGGUCAGCAUUGUGAUGGUUUUCCACAAGUUCGUCCUUGUCAACGGACCACGCGCCAAAUAUAUGACCCUCCUUCAGCUUACGGUGUUAAUGGAGCUUAUGUUUGAGAUUGUGGAUCGCGACCUUAUCGCGACCAUUGUAUUUAGAAUAGCCAACACUCCGGGCUCUAGACCUCCGGACUUUUUUCCUGAUAAGCAUAUUCACUUGGAGUCCUUUGUGAGGCUAUUUACCAUUUAUUUUACUAGAGAUCUGCAAAUGAAGAUGGAGUUUGCCUUCUCAAUUUACGACAAAGCUGACCUGAUGCAGUUGAAUGGCGAGGUUGUUGGGUUUUUUGUGAGCAAGUUCUUUGAGAGCGAGGACGAAGACGAAGCCAUUGAGUUGCGGCUGGACAUGAAGGAAAUGCUCUUUCAAAAAUUUGAUCUUGACAAAGACACCAUUAUUUCCGCUGACGAAUACUACGAGGUGGUUCGUCGACAACCUAUGUUGCUGGAGUGCUUCGGCAGAGUGUUUCCUCCGAAUCCGAGGAUGGACGUCCUUGCGCUUUGCGCCAACGUGAUGUCCUGGUUUGACGACUCUCCACAUCCCAGAAUUAUGACAACCAGGAUGCAAGAAAGUUUAUAGACAGAUCCCAAAAAUUGAAUAAAAUUGAUAGUGCGUUUUGGAAGGAAAAGCAAUCUGCUUCAAUCGAGGGAAAGAACAUAAAAUAAAUAAAUAAAAAAAAUGAUCUAUAGCA